Molecule: messenger RNA, 884 nt
Organism: Aspergillus steynii IBT 23096
Lineage: Eukaryota; Fungi; Ascomycota; Eurotiomycetes; Eurotiales; Aspergillaceae
Exons: 2
Coding region: 116-718 (200 amino acids)
Source: RefSeq, a predicted model, not a curated record
GAGCGGAUGGCCGAUGGAUAUAACAAGGAACAAGCCUGGCAGAAACUGGAGCCGCCUCGAGAUCUCCUUGCCAUUCUUGUAGAGAAGCUACCUAAUCUGGAACAUAUUUAGUAGGAUGAGCCCCGGGUGGAGUGCAAUGAGCUUAACUUACUCCUUUCCACUGGAAUUUAGUUUUCACGGAGAAUUCCCCAUGACGCAGAGCUUUGCGGAUGCGCUGUCCAAACACAAGAGAUCUCCACAACUGCAUCUAUUGGGAGAACAGGGCAGAACCCAAGUAACCAAAGAGAUGUCUUUUGUGUGUGCGCUGCAUACGCGGGUGGAUGCUCACGCUUACCCUCAUCGCCCUCCAAGGGCCACGAGGAGAUAUGUUAGGCCUUGGGACCUCGAGCCAGAGACACUGAAUUUGCAUGAGCUCUUUACCGCGUAUCCAAACCUUGAAAGUCUGUCAGUUUCAAUCAACAGGUUCAAGGGAGGCUGUGUGGUCGGUGGUCCGCCAUCUCCCAUUCCCUCUGAUGCUGUCCACGAACCAAACCUUUCCGCCUCUGCGAAGUCUAUCUCUAAGUGGUUACUAUAUCCAAGGAGAGGAGCUCCUCUGGAGGGAAAGGUUUCUUUGGCACAAGCUGCGGUCCCUCAGCCUGGGCAGCCAGGAUUGUCCGGGCUUCUUGGACCUGGCGAAGGGCCGUGUACAUGGGUUGACACAUUUCACUAUAAUCAGUAAUGAUUAUGUCAACCUGUCAAAUGAGCCGUUGAAUGCCUUUCUAUCCUCUUUCCACACGUUGGAAUCCCCAUGAAUGCCGCGAAAGGGUUUGAAAAUUGCAUGUGUUUCGUCUUUACCAUUCCGAGUGCAAUGUGGAUGUUCAAAUAUCUGAGUCGAUCCAAGUCGG